Epinephelus moara (kelp grouper) is the source of this 4026-nucleotide messenger RNA. RefSeq names its product homeobox D11a (gene hoxd11a). The record is from RefSeq and is a predicted model, not a curated record. The transcript is spliced from 2 exons. Gene Ontology annotation, molecular function: RNA polymerase II cis-regulatory region sequence-specific DNA binding; DNA-binding transcription factor activity, RNA polymerase II-specific. Gene Ontology annotation, cellular component: nucleus. Gene Ontology annotation, biological process: anatomical structure development; regulation of transcription by RNA polymerase II. The coding region runs from base 149 to 988 and encodes 279 amino acids. NCBI's taxonomy places the organism in Eukaryota, Metazoa, Chordata, Actinopteri, Perciformes, Serranidae.
AUGUAUUGCAGGUCUGCCUACGUUUCCGAUUUUUUCUCCCUGGCGGGGUCUUUCCACGCGCCUGUGGUGCUAUAGAUGGACAAAGUUUAACACAGCCAGGCUGCCAAUUCAUCUCCUCUGUUGCAAAGAGGAAAAGGGAAGAAGAGAUAUGACGGAAUACGAUGAUCGCAGCUGUGCGUCAAAUAUGUAUUUACCGAGCUGCACUUAUUACGUUUCGACGCCCGAUUUUACAUCAGUCUCCUCCUUUUUACCGCAGACUACUUCGUGUCAGAUUAAUUUCCCCUAUUCACCCAACAUAGCCCAGGUCCAACCUGUUCGAGAAGUCGCUUUCAGGGAUUAUGGACUGGACCACCCCAGCAAAUGGCACUAUAGGGGCAAUUACGCAUCUUACUACUCAACGGACGAGAUAAUGCACCGGGACUUGAUCCAGUCCUCCAGCAGCAGGGCGGAUGUGAUAUUCAAAAACGAGUCCUUUUACGGCCACCACGGGGGGACCAACUCGCCCUGCAAUUUCUUCACCGGUGUCGGCCGAAAUGGGGUUCUCCCCCAGGGCUUCGACCAGUUUUUGGACACUCCUAACUCGGACAAGCCCAACGCGGAGCACCCCAAACAAAAGACAGACUCUGCUGCUGCCGGAGAUGCUGCGAAUAACAAUCAGGCUUUAACCAAACUGGAGCAGCACAAAGCUGACCCGAGCGGGAGCGCCGACGAGGACUCAUCCUCCAACUGCGGCGACAAGAACAACCAACAGAGUUCAUCAACCAAGUCCAGGAAGAAGAGGUGUCCUUACACCAAAUACCAGAUCCGAGAACUUGAACGAGAGUUUUUCUUCAACGUGUACAUUAACAAAGAAAAGCGUCUUCAGCUGUCCAGGAUGUUAAACCUGACCGAUCGGCAGGUGAAGAUCUGGUUUCAGAACAGAAGGAUGAAAGAGAAAAAGCUGAAUCGCGACCGCCUACAGUAUUUCACUGGGAAUCCUUUAUUCUGAUACCUGACAUAGUUGUUGUACACACGCACACACACACACACACACACACACACACGGGAGCAAAAUAGGAGCCACACACACAUUUAAAAGACUGGUCCCCUCUGCAUAUUUGAUCCCUCAUCAUCCUGUUUAGACAAUUUAUUUUACAAAAAUCUGGCAAAACCAAGACGCCACUUUUUCUUUUUUUCUUUAUUGCAAACAAUUCCUGCAUUUAUUUAUUUGUGUUCACAUGGUUUCGUGUUAUUGGCGACACAUAUUCCAGCAAAGCGCGAAAAAACGCGUGGAAAUUAUUUAUAUAAACUAUAUGUAAGGCUUCUACCUUGUGUACCUCCAUUUAUAAGACGCAUGUAAUGCACGUUGUGGUGUGAAAACUUAAAAUAGACACGACAAAUGUUGUAUCAUAGUCACGAACCUUGUCACAUGAACUUAACCAAGUCCUUAAAUAACACGAGAAAAAGGGGGGAUUUUUUUUUCUCCAAAGAUUCAUGCAUACUGAAAUCUGACGCCUCGCAGGCCUGAUAAGUCCCGUCAUUUCCUCUGCUUUCAAACACUGGAUUGUUUACUAAACCUUGAACCGUCUAGACAGUAUAAUAAACAUAGCUGUAAAUGUCUAAAUAGGGGGCUAUUGCACUUUGGUGUCCCAACCCCCAGAUCACAAGAGCUCUGAUGCUCUUUCCUGUGUAGUUUCACUCCAGGCUACAAAUGUGUGGAGAAUACAAGACACUUCUGCGCAUCCCGUUUUAUAUUUAGCGCCUUUUGACACAUUGAAGAGCUUGUGUUGGUAGCUGGGAUACAGUGGAGGAUAUUCUAACAAGGACCGCCAUAUGAAAGGAUAAGUAAUUUUUGAAGUUUAUCUGCUUUUCUAGUGUUCUCAGUGCGCAAAAUGUUUCUUUGACGCCUUCAAAUCUGCUGCAAAGGAGAAAGAUUCCAACUGUUGGCAAGAAAUGCGCGUUUCCAUGUGUAAUUAACGCAGGUGACUCAUUUCUAUCUGUGCGCAGCUCCAUUAUACAGUGACCUCAGGCUGCUUCACCUGAGCACUGUAGCUUGUUUCUUAUGAGUCGAUAAACGCAUCGAUUCCACACAAAAAGUCGCUUUAUUGAUCUUUAAUUUGAUUUUCUCUCCAGCAGCCAUCACAGCCCUCGUUUAUGAAAUAAUAGUUUGAAGCAGGAUUAAUGUUUAUUUCAUUUGUGAUGCGUCACACCUACAGUUAUUUCCCAAAAAGCCUAUUAGAAAACUGAGUUUCAUUAAGCGUUUAAUUGGGUUGUCAUCAUGUCCUACAGUGAAAUUACAUUACCAACUGUGUGGGGUGUUUCACUUUGCUUCUCGGUGUAUCCACAUGAGGGCAGACUUGCUGCUUUGGCUGCGAGUGGAAAUGCAGAGUUGAGUCAAAUUUAACAUCUAGCCUGCAUGAAAAUAACUCACUGGAGGAAAAAUCCUUUGAAGAGAGGGUUAGUUUACAUUUUUAUUUUAGUUAACUACACUUGGUGGCUUAAAUUUAGUUAUUUUCAACAGAUUUUAAAUAGUUGAAUUUUAAAUAAAAUGUCCAAGAUUACUUCUUUUUGUCAAAGUCAAACCAUUCCACAGUAAAAGCUGCAGCUUCCCUAAGAAAAUAAAUUAAUACGUUAAUAAAUUAAUCUUAACACACAUUAUUUAUUUCGCUCAACACCCACUUUACCUUCUGCAACUCCUGUGUCUUCCAGGCGGCCAUUACAUUUCCAAGUCAUGUUCAAGUGUUCAAAGGACAAGCAAAAUACAUGUAACUCGUGUCUUUGUAAUCUGAAACUCUGAAAUACAGACUUCGAUCUUCACCUGAAGGCCGCACAACCUCAAAGGCCGCUGCAAUCUGUCUCCACACACUCCAGAUGUUAUGCUGGAAAUGUGGGGAAAAUAUUCACGUAAAUGUGCUUUACAAUUAAUUUUUAUUUGAUUUUAUUUUUCAGCUGUAUAACUGUUGAAUUAUUGUUUAUCUGCGUCUGGCUAUUUGCUUUGAAAAAUGUAAGAGUGACAGCUACUCCAAAAAAAAUGAAGGACACGAGGGCACAAGUUUUGCAUGAAUCUACAAUGUCGGUGUCCUUUUUUAAAUAAUUAUACCCUCAUUUUUUUUUAAAUAAUAAAUAUCUACCCUUAUGUUUGAAAGAAUAUUAAAUAUAUAAGUGGAUCUCCUGGCAUUUACUUUAAAUUAUCAUUAUUAUUGUUAUUAUUAUUAUUAUUGUUAUUAUGCCAUUGUUUUUCCACUUUUACGGUACUUGUGUACAUUUUGUGCGUGUAUGAAUUGUUGAUUAUGCCUAAAUAAUAUACUCCCAUAUUAUUUUUUAUUUCAGUUCAGUGCGUCACAUGAUAUGCAAAAUAGCCCAAUGUUAUAUUUGAGCAAUUGUCUUUAUUAGAAACAUGCUUAUUAAAACAGAAAUGGUGUCCGUGUUGUCAGAUGUCUCAGUUAAAUGUUUUUUUUUUUUAAUUUCCUUUCUUUUAAUAACUAAUCGGAGGAAUGUAUUUUCUACACAUAUUCACUGAUUAAACUUGGGGUUUAACGAGCCUGUAUGUGGUUGUUUGUGAAUCCUGUGAUGCUGAGAUGAUUUGCAUACUACAAAUGCGUAUUUACAACCAACUGUAAAUAUCUGAGAGCCUUGAAGACAGAUCUGCACAUCCUCUUACACAAGAUUAAGGAUUAUUUAAAUCUUGGCGCAAAGACCAAAGAUAUAAUUAUUCCAAGCUGCAUUUAGUGUUUUUUAUUUGUAACAGACCUGUAGGAUCAUUGCGAUUAUUUUUAGACACAAAGUGUUUUUAUUUUUUCCCCUCCUCAGUUUAUCUUGUACACAUGUACCUUCCUUGCAGACAAAAACAAUGGAGCCCUGAGCAAAAAUAAUCCCCAGAGUGUGCAUACUUUUAUUUUUUGGAACAUCGGAAAUACCUGUGACAAAAUGCAAAUAAAGAUAUUGUGCUUAAUAACCUGUGCUAAUAAUAAAGGACCAUUUUCUAUCCGUUUUAAGUGGAAUUUAUUUGAGAGGCUAACUCCAGCAGGGGUGUAAUGUUGACCUUCA